GCUGCUUUCCUUCCCACCACUCCCCAAACACCAUGUCUGCUUAUCCCGCAUUUAUAAUGGGCGGUCUCUGCAUCGUCGGGGGCAUUACCGGCUUCGCCAGGACGCGCAGCAUCCCGUCUCUCGUCGCAGGAGUUGGUGUCGGGGCUCUCUAUCUUUGGAGCGCGGACAGCAUCCGGAAGGGUACACCGAACGGUCUCGAAGCGGCAUUAGGCGCCUCUGCCCUUCUGCUGUUGUCUUCUUUGCCCCGUGUUGCAAAGGGACCUGUGCCAGCUGUCCUUACCGCAACGUCGACCGCUACGGCUAUCUAUUACGGGAAGAAGGUCUACGCACUCCGGCAAUGAUCCACAUACCCCUCAGAAUCUUUGCUUGUAUAACAGUGUAUCAGUUGACCUUCACAUUGUGUAAUCCCUGCUCUAUUUCAUUUAUCCUUCAAAGAA
Postia placenta MAD-698-R-SB12 is the source of this 437-nucleotide messenger RNA. RefSeq lists its product as hypothetical. The coding region runs from base 33 to 341 and encodes 102 amino acids. The transcript has 4 exons. Gene Ontology annotation, cellular component: membrane. Lineage: Eukaryota; Fungi; Basidiomycota; Agaricomycetes; Polyporales; Adustoporiaceae. The record is from RefSeq and is a predicted model, not a curated record.